This is a messenger RNA of Phytophthora infestans T30-4, 2847 nucleotides long. RefSeq lists its product as uncharacterized. The record is from RefSeq and is a predicted model, not a curated record. The transcript has a single exon. The coding region runs from base 1 to 2847 and encodes 948 amino acids. NCBI's taxonomy places the organism in Eukaryota, Oomycota, Peronosporomycetes, Peronosporales, Peronosporaceae.
AUGAGCCGCUUCCGUCGAGCGUGGCUGCAUGCUGCCACUUUGGCUGCAGUUCUGGCCGCCGCGAACGCCAACUCCUUGAGCUCGUUAGCAUCCGAGCGUCUGCUUGCUGAAGAGACUGAAGAUGAUGACAAGACGGUGCCUUUUAACUCGUGGAGCAACGUGCCCGACACACUGAGCCACCUGCUGGCCUUUGUGCUCGUAUUGCUGGGCGCUCACCCGCUUGGACUCUUCUUCCCCAAGUACUUCCACCUACCUCUUAUCACCGGGUACUUGGUGGCCGGCAUCCUGUCGGGUCCGUUCCUGGCUAACUUACUGAACGAGGACGUCGUGGAUAUGCUCGGUUCGUACGUCAACGCCUUCGCAUUGAGCUUCAUCUCGUUCCAGGCCGGUCAAGAGAUUUAUCUACCUGAGCUGAGACCUCAGAUCAAGUCGAUUUUGGCGCUACUGUCUGCUUACUACUGCACGGCCAUGAUAUUGGGCACCAGCGUCUUCAUGCUGGCUGCCAGCGCCUUCUUCUACUCAGACUUGGCGAACAGUUGCCAAUUGGGUAUUGCUCUCAUGUUCGCCUCGAUUUCGGUACUCGUUUCACCAUCCACCGUCAUGGCUCUCAAGAUUGAACUCAACAGCGUCGGUCCCUUUACGCACUUGGCACUGGGCACCUGUAUGACUGCAGAGUUCGUCGUGCUCGUGUCUUUCUCCGUCUCGCGUGUCGUCGCUUCCAUUUACUGCGCCAAACUCGACGUGUCCACGGAGAGCAUCGUCUUCACGAUGGGCGUCGUGCUGAUGAACCUAAUACUAGGCGCACUUCUAGGCCUCGUGAUCAUCCUCAUAUUUCAGAUACCGAGUGGGAAACGAGAUGAGGAGGAGUCUGAAGCAUCCGCGCUACCUGCCCAUGGGAUCUCGGUCUCGUCCAGCAGGAGGUCGAGGAUCUCGACCUCACAGUACCACAAGAAGAUGCAGCAACGCGCCGACAGCAGGCAAGAUAUGAGCGACCUCGAGCUGACAAGUGACGAUCCUAGUCAAACCCCGCACCCUCACAACGCUUACGUUGAGGAGACGGAUGCACUAAACGGCCCCCAGUUGUGGACGGAGAGCAAGGCACUCUACCUCAAGGGUUUUAUCUGGCUGCUGAUGGGCUAUCUGUUCUACCUCUUCACCAACACACUCAGUGAGCUCACAACUGCACACUUUGGACUCGUGUGGCAAGUCAAGUUCGAGGCAUUGUUGGUGCUAAUGCUGGCAUCCUGCGCGGCCGGCCACUAUGCCGCUAUCCGUCCGCAAAUGCACGUGAUCCUGGAUACCGUGGCUCCGUACAUGUUCCUGCCAUUCUUCGUCAUGACUGGGGCGUCCUUGCAGCUGGAUAAGGUGUUGGAUGUGCUCCCCUUGAUGAGUUUGUAUCUGGUACUGCGCUACACGGCCAUCUUCCUGGCCAUCUACGGAGGAGGGCGCUUCCUUUUGAAGCUUCCACCACGUCACUACAAACACUUGUGGCUCACGAUGGCUCCUCAAGCUGGUGUGUCACUAGGUUUGGCUGCUGAGGUGAAGGAACUCAUCACCGAUGAGUGGGGGGCCGAGUUUGCAGCGACGAUCGUGGCUGCAGUGGUGAUCAACCAGGUCAUCGGGCCUGUAUUAUGUUCUCUAGGGCUUCGGGGUGCUGGGGAGAGCAUGAUCGAUCGCCAGGCAACAGCAGCAGCCCAGAUCCAGCCUCAGCCAGAGCAGGAGAGAAAUGGCGGCGACUGGGAUGUCGAAGCUGCCAAGGCUUCGGUAGAUCGCGCUGCGUCAUUUCGGAGCCUUAGUCGUCACAACAGCACACAAACGUUAUUCUCUACUCGCAGCGGCAAAGACCCCAGACCGUUGCUUCCUUUCUACCGCGUACAGAGUGCCGUGGUGCUCGGAGACGAUGAAGUGGCGUUCGAAAUUGCACUGGAGCUGUCGCUGUACGGCGCGCGUGUGAACGUCCCGCUACUUGACGAAGCUCGUGCCGAUAAGUGGCGCCGCAUGAAUGAGACCAUUCUACAGCGCACUGCGAAGGGAGAGUUGAUCUCAUUUCAGAACACCAUCCAGGACCGUUACUGUGAAGCUCCUGCAGACUCGGACAUGCAAAAUGCCGAUGUGCUUAUCUUUACGGGCGCUCCGGAGCGUUCACUGGAGCACGCUAAGGUCAUGCAGACGAUGCUGGGUGAGCAUGCUCGUCCUCGGUUGAUUGCCGUGGUGGAUGACUGUGCAGCUGGAGCUCAAUUACGCGAACUUGGCGUGCUAACCGUGCAGCCUUCGAUUGCUCUUGGCAACAUCGUGACGCGACUUGCAUUGCUGGAUGCACCACUCGCUGCCAAUUUGUCAAAGGAGUUGAGCUCUACGAGCAACUUCUCUAUGACCGCGUACUUCCGAGGCGACGCCGAUGGAGAGCGUGACUCGAUCGCCUCGCUUUCCGAGUUACGUCUGCCUACACGUCGCUUGACACUCGGACGCAGUGUCGUCAAUCACCACUCGGUGGACUACGAUCGCCUGGCUGAGGCAUUGGCUGCUGAAAACCUGCCCAUGCCGCCACCUCCGUCGCGUGUGUCCAUGUUCGGCACGUCUGCGGUAGAGUACGAUCCGUUCGCAAUGCGAUCGAGGAAUCUUGGUGCACACGAGCACUUUGUAGUGGAAGAUGAAGGUUUCGACGAUGAUCGCUCCAUCUUCGAGGAGCAGUUUGUGGUGCCGUCGCCGAGCUCCAGUGGCGGAGGUGGACGACGAUCUCUGUCGGGCAGGCUACCACGACGUCGAUCACGCCAUGGCUCGAUUGGCAGCUUCGGCGGAGGCACAGGAUACGUCACGCUACACCGCGGCCAGUCCACUGGCCUUUAG